CUCUCCAAUCAACAACCGCAGCAGGAGGAGACCUGAGCCUGAAGAAGUGACACCGCCUCACCUUCCUGACUUCACUCCUGUUUACCAGGACAACCUCAACCCACCCGGGACCGAACCUGCCAGCAUGGCGACCCCUCUCACCGACCAGGAGAAGCGAAAGCAGAUCAGCAUCAGGGGCAUCGUGGGAGUGGAGAAUGUGGCCGAGCUGAAGAAGGGCUUCAACCGACACCUCCACUUCACCCUGGUCAAAGACAGGAACAUCGCGACACCCCGGGACUACUACUUCGCUCUGGCCCACACCGUCAGGGAUCACCUGGUGGGGAGGUGGAUCAGGACUCAGCAGUUCUACUAUGAGGCUGAUCCAAAGGUACGAAAACAACAAACUCAGAGUUCACUUUCACUUCCUGUAAAAAUGUACAGUACGGAGAGAGAUUAGACUGUAACACAACAUGAAACUUGUCUGUAUGCAGAUGAGUUAUUGAAAACACUUUAACAACCAAUAACAGAGUUUGAUAUUCACUCUUAUGAGACUUUUAGACAAAUCAGUCUCAUGAGAAUAGCUGAAAAUAAAAGUACAAAGUGUGCAGACUGAGAGGAAAUGAAACAAAACAGAAUUAAAGGUGCAAAAAAAGUAUUUAUUAGAAGUGUUAAAAUGAUAAAGAGAUUUGUAUUGGACAUGCAAAAUCAUGUUAAACAUAUGUAACACAACAUGAAACUUCUCUGUAAGCAGAUGAGAGUUAUUUAAAACCACUUUAACAGAGUUUGAUAUUCGCUGUUAUGAAACUUUUUUUAUACAAAACAUGAAACUCAGAGCCUCUGCAGACCAAAUGAACACAACCUCCAAAGAUUCAUAGAAAGGAUUCAGAUCAUUUUAUAGGAAUAUAGAUCAACUUAAAACAUGACUACUAUUUGUUAAAACAGAAUCCCAAUAAGGAUCAGAAGUAACUACAUAACUUGAGAUAACAUCAGUCUCAUGAUUAUAGCUGAUAAUAAAAGAACAAUGUGUGCAGAUUGAGGAUUAAAGGUGCAGAAGUGCAAAAAAGUCUUUAUUGGAAGUGUUAAAGUAAUAAAGAGGUUUGCAUUACACAUGCAAAAACAUGUUAAACAUAUCGACACUCUAACAUGUGCAUCGACAAAUAUUGCGAAAUACACAAUGAAAAUUUUAAGUGCAGUAAAAAAAUGACAUGAAACCACAUGCGAUGCAUAACUUGAGAUAAAAUCAGUCCAGUGACAAUAAAAGUACAAAGUGUGCAGAUUGAGGGGAAAUGAAAAAAAGAGGAUUAAAGGUGCAGAAGUGUAAAAAAUGUCUUUAUUGGACGUUUUAAAGUAAUAAAGAAGAAUUCAGAGAGUAUCAGAGAUCGUAUCUGCUGCUGAGGAUAAAACACGUCCUGUUCAGCUGCAUUUUUUCAUCUGUCUGCUCGCAUGGCUUCCUAUUAUUUUGACAUGAGGAAGUUUUCUUCCUGCACAAACUUUCGCACUUCCUUUUCCAAGAGUGAGGAAGGUAUUUCUGGGUCGUUGCAUCAUGUUUACACUCUCCAGUUCAUGCAGGAAAAGGUGGUUUAACUCGUUUGCUGCCCACAGAGCGUUUCAUUUCCUCAACAGUCUCACCGAACAUGGAGGACGUCUGACUAAUCGAGCUUUUAAUAAAAUGAUGUCAAGUGUAAUCAUGUUUUCUUUCACACAUCCAGAGGGUUUAUUAUCUGUCUCUGGAGUUCUACAUGGGCAGGACGCUCCAGAACACCAUGAUCAACCUUGGUCUGCAGAACGCCUGUGAUGAGGCCAUCUACCAGGUCAGGACCGGGUUUAGACACGAAUGAUCGCAGAUUUACAGACGGGUCUUUUUCAGUUUACACAAACACAUCACUGUUUGGGCUGAGAUGUUUUCUUCUGCUGCUGCUGUAGCUUGGUCUGGACAUGGAGGAGCUGGAGGAGAUGGAGGAGGAUGCAGGUCUGGGGAACGGAGGUCUGGGGAGACUGGCAGGUAAAAAACUACAGCUGUUUAGAUUUAGAGGAGACGUGUUGAUAAAUAAUCAUGAUUAAAGCUCCUAUUGGUGACAUUUAUCUGUCUCCUUCUUACACAGUGUACGCCAAAAUAAUAAACAAACAACCAUUCAAAUGCAAGAAAAUUAACAGCACUUUAAAAAGUAUAGAGUACAGUCAGAAGUGCAUACCUCUUAAAACUGCUGCACAAAGAAAAAAAAGUUCAUUUCAUAAAUUUUAUCCUGAACAGGAAAAUUUUGCACUUUAAAAACCAUAUUGGACAUAUUAAAUGUUUAUUUUCUGAAAUAGAUCAUAGGAAAUGUGUAAAAACAAAUAUUGUAAAAUAUAGAUAAGAAUAAGAAUAAGUAGAAUAACUUUAUUGACCGAAGGGAAACAAUAAAUAAUAAUAGAUAAUAGUAAUAAAAAUGAUAUAAUAUAAUUUAAUAUAAUAUAAUAUAAUAAAACAUUAUAAUAAUAAUAAUAAUAAUAAUAAUAGUAAUAAUAAUAAUAAUAAAUAUGAUCAAUAAUAUAAUAUAAUAUAAUGUAAUAUAAUAAUAGAAAAUAAAAAAUAUAAUAAAUAAUAGAUAAUAUUAUAAAACAUUAUAUUAGAUAACAAAUAAUUAUAGAUAAUAUUAAUAAUAAAUAUAAUUGAUAUAUAAUAUAAUAAAAUAAUAAUAUAACAAUAAAAUUUUAAUAGAUAUAUAAUAAUAGAUAAUAAAAGAUAUUAUAAUAAAAUGUAAAAUGUAGUUCAGAAAUUUAUAAUUUACAGAUUUAAAAAAAAAAUUAUACUGCACAAUAAAAAUGUGGAUAUUGCUUAAAAAGGUUCAUAUUUCAGGUAAAACAAUGUGAAGUAUUAAUGCACCAUCAAAAAGUUGCUUAGCUAAAUAAUGAAAAUACAAAAUAAAAUAAAAAAAUUAUAGAAAAAGUAUUUUGCUGUAAAAAAUUCUAUUGCAAAGUAAAAGCGUUUUAAAUUUCUCCAAGUAUUUCUAUUGCACAUACAAAAACAUGUUAAACAUAUGUACUCUGUAACAUGUGCGUUGAUAAAAAUUGCAAAAUACUCAAUGAAAAUUUUAAAUACAGUUAAAAAAUUAACAGUUCUUAGUUUAAAAAUGAAAAUGAUGAUUUUUUUUUGUAAAGGUACAGAUUUUUAGGUGAGAGGUAAAAUGUAAAGUAGUGUUGCACAGUUAAAAAAUAUAAAGAAAAUAAAAAUGUAUUGCAGUGAGCAUCGCAUUAUGACCAGAAAUGCUUUUUUUCAGAUUUGGCAGUCGUCCUCUAAAAUUCCUCAGUCUGUCUGAUGAACAGAAAUAAUCGCUGCACCUCCUCCUGCACCAUCAUGAUCACUCAGUUUGAGUCCAUGUUUUGAUUUAAUCUCUUAUAUUUCAUUUUCUGCACACAGCUUGUUUCUUGGAUUCGAUGGCCACUCUGGGUCUGGCAGCGUACGGAUACGGCAUUCGAUAUGAGUAUGGGAUCUUCAACCAGAAGAUCAGAGACGGCUGGCAGGUAAAAACACUCUCAAGUUUUAAAUAUGGUCUUUAAUAAGAGUUUCAUUUGACCUUCCUUAACCUUUAUCUAAAAACUCCAGGAGUGACUGUGGGCUCAGACUCCUGCUGUAAAGACUCUAAAGUGGAGCAGGGCCAAAGGAGAGUAGAGCUAGGUCAGAUUAGAUCACCGAUUAAUCAUUGACGGUCCCUUCACUCGUAGUUUACUCGGUGCAAGACGCUCCUGAGCAAAGCUGGAGCUGGUUGGUUUUCCAUGAGCAAACUGGAGAUAAGAGACCCUCAAACUGCGGGCUUUUGCCCUUUUGAAUUCUUCGGCGUGUUUGCUGUCCAAACCGUCAGAGUCAACAUCGACUCUGGACGCUGAACUGGAUCAUAGCUCGCUGUUUUCUCACUGAGGUGGAUGAACCUGUGCGUUUAAACUCUGCCGCCUCAGUGAACGAGGAUUUCAUUCAGUAAUGCAAACAUAAUAUACGAACAUAAUCGUGUUAAAUCACAGAGUGGAAAUACUUUUAGACUUCACCUGCAGUAAUAAAGAGGUCAAAGUAAGUAAUGAAGUAGGUCGUAAAUCUUGAACUUUUUAAUCUUUGUCCCGGAUCGACUCUCUGCAGGUGGAGGAGGCGGAUGAUUGGCUGAGGCAUGGAAACCCGUGGGAGAAAGCGCGUCCGGAGUACAUGUUACCGGUUCACUUCUACGGGAGAGUGGAGGACACGAAGGACGGCUCCAGAUGGGUCGACACUCAGGUACUGAAGAUGUGUUCAGGACGGUUUUAGGAAAUGCUUUUAGAUGGUAAACUAUGGUCAAAGCUGUAGUUCCCAGAAUCACCACUAGGGUCUGUCUGCAGAAGCACCAGAAUGCACACACACACUCAGUCAAAAAAGCUCAUUUUUAGAGCAGUAUUAUUUUAUUAGCGCUGUUUUCUAUAUUUUUCUUCUUCAGGUGGUUUUGGCGAUGCCGUACGACACGCCCAUCCCCGGCUACAUGAACAACACGGUGAACACCAUGAGGCUGUGGUCCGCCCGCGCCCCCAAUGACUUUAACCUGAGAGACUGUGAGUGUCCGAGGCGGCUCCUCACCUUCAGCUAAAUGUACAAAAACAGUCUGUGAAUUUCCUUUAAGAGUUAAAAGAUAAAAUCUGUGAGAGAGGAGGAAACUGCUGCAACACUGGCACCGUGCAAAAACAAGUCUGUGUUACAAAACAGUCUGAACGCUGCAGAGGGAGAGUUCUGACUUUAAUCUGUAAAAUCUAAAACUCCUGAUAUAGAGAUACUAAAAAUCUACUCCGUCUGUUUCAGUUAAUGUUGGAGAUUACAUCCAGGCUGUUCUGGACAGGAACCUGGCGGAGAACAUCUCCCGCGUCCUCUACCCCAACGACAAUGUGAGUUUGUUUUCGUCAACAUCAAAAAAUCCUGAAUUUAUCUCAGAAAAAGCUCCAAUUAUUUUCUUUUCUGUGUAGUUUUUCGAAGGGAAAGAACUCCGUCUGAAGCAGGAGUACUUCGUCGUGGCCGCCACACUCCAAGACAUCAUCCGCCGCUUCAAGACCACGAAGAAAGGCGUCCCCGGACGAACCUCUUUUGAAAGUUUCCCUGAAAAAGUAAGUCUGAAAAUAAGAAUUAAUGAGUGCAGGUGUCUCAGGGGCGGAGAUGAGGUUAGAGAAGUUAGUGUGUGUUUAGAGAAACGUCACUCUUCUUCUACAUUCAGUUUCUGGUAGAAGAAGACGGCUUAGAAAUUCCAACAAAGAUCAUGAUCGAGGACAGUUUUUGUAAGAUUGUAAAGUUUUCUUAGUUUUACUUUUCUGAGGAUUUAAACAGCUGAUAGAAACAAAACUAUCCAGAACCGUGAAACUAGCCGCGUUAGCUGCUAAUUAAAGCUAACGAGUGAAUACGAUCUCCUGAAGAGCGACCAUGAGACGUUCUCGUUUCUCUCGGCUUGACCGUGAAGAUACUUCCACUGAUCAAUGUCGUGAUUAUUCCUCAGAUCCUGACUACCCCACCUUUAAGAGCGAUGUGUUGUGCGAAUCGAAGAAAUCUGCUUUUCUACUAAAUUAAAGUUGGUGUUCCUCAGGGCUCGAUGUUAGGCCCACAGACUUUUUUUACCUUUUUAUUAACGAUCUGCGUCAAAGCUCCUUAUUAUUGCUGCUGCUUUUCUCCGUAUUAUUAUCAUUAUUUUUAUUUAUUUUUAUUUUUUAUUUUUUUAUUUAACAACAAAACAGAGUGACGACAACAACAGAAACAACAACAACAACAAAAAGAUAAAAAAUAAAAAAUUUACAAAAAUACUUUUGUGAGGGAGGGGAGGGGGAAGGAAUUUAUAUAAUCUGUAAAAGAGAAUUUAAAAAGAAAAGAAAAAAAAAAUCUUAAUUGGAUUACAUUGGAAUAUCUCUAUAAUAAUAAUUAACUCUGUUUGUGGUGCUCUCCAGGUCGCCAUCCAGCUGAAUGACACUCAUCCCGCCAUGGCCAUCCCCGAGCUGAUGAGGAUCUUCGUGGACAUCGAGAAACUGGACUGGGACACGGUGGGUGAGAGUCACUUCCUGGUUCGUCCUCUUCGAGUGGCGUCUGUAAAGGGUUAAACUUCUGAAAUCAUGAUGAGACAGGAACUCAAACCACAACUUGACUAAUGAAACCGUCAGCCUGGAGUUACGUAACGUCUGUGUGGAAAAAAAACAAAAAAACUGUCGUCCAGGUGAAGAAAUAAAGUCAGAGGGAGUUUGAGAAAGUGUUCGACAAAAAAAAACAAACUAUAGAUAAGUUUUAAUUUUUUUUUACACACCCUCCCUCCUCUGCAGGCCUGGGACCUGACCAAGCGCACCUUCGCCUACACCAACCACACGGUCCUCCCUGAAGCUCUGGAGCGCUGGCCUGUGGAGCUGCUGGAGACGCUGCUGCCCCGACAUCUGCAGAUCAUCUACCAGAUCAACCAGAUCCACCUGGAUGUACGUCUAAAAAAAAUAUAUACAGUUUGACUCUGCAGAGCACGUCAGUGAAAAUCUGUCCCGUCUGUUUCGUUCCUGCAGAAAAUCGCUGAACUCUUCCCCGGUGACAUGGACAAACUGAGGUCCAUGUCUCUGAUCGAAGAGGACGGCUGUAAGAGGGUCAACAUGGCGCACCUCUGCAUCGUUGGAUCGCACGCCGUCAACGGAGUGGCGGAGAUUCACUCCAACAUCAUCAAGACUGAAGUGUAAGACAGAAUUUAAUCUCAGGGUGAAGUUUAGGAGGAGAGAUAAACACAUGAUUCAGACGAAGACGGACAUUUUGAAACGACACCAGAGUGUGUGUCUUCACAGAAAACCACAGGAUUGAAUCAUCGUUCGCCGCUCUUACACACACCGAACAAUAACUGCAACAUCACCGGUGUUGAGAAACAAACACACAAAGUCGAGUUACACAUGAUCUACAGGAACUUCAGAAACAAAGUCUGAAUUCUGCUUCAUUUAAGGUGCCGAUUAAACACACAGGGAACUAAAUAUGACUGUUGAUGUUAAUGUUGUCUCCAUCAGAGUCCUCCUCGGUCCUCCUAAAAGUCAGUUUGGAGUAAAUUCCUCUGAACUUUCUCCUGAUCUGCUUCCAGGAGACGAAUCCUCAUCCUGCUGACUCACUCUUUCCCUUUUUUCACGACACACUGAGGUUUUUUUUCUGCUGCUUUUCUUGAUCAAAAUUUUACAGCCUGACGGCGUUCAGGUCUGACCGUUUCCUCUGAACCCUCAUGUCGAUGUGACGCCGUGUUUGGGUAAAAGCAAAAGAACAAUCCGGUUCUUCGCUGCGCCUCAAAUGUGACUGAGAAUCCACGCUGUGUCGGAGUCUGUCCGUGUCAUCGAAGUCCCUCGGUUCAUACAAAGCACUGACACAGACUUGGGGUCAUUAGAGGUCAAACAUGCCUUAGUUCAGUACUUAUUGCUGAGUGUCGGUGCGCCUUAGGACUCUAAUUAAAGCUCCAGUGAGUGACUUUUUUGGAGUUAUAAAAUAGACUGAAGAUAAACAGCCAAAGUAGGUGAUAUAUGUGACUCUAAAAACAGGAAAGAAGACUCAUUUCUGAACCAUCAGUGAAAAGGUUAGAUGUAAUGCUCUUGGGUUACCACAGGGGGCGCCAAGUAAACCAACAUUUUCUCACUGGAGCUUUAAAAAUGGAAAAACUUGAAAAAAAUAACACAAAUAUCUGAUGUAAAUCACAUAUGGGUCGGUUCCUGGUGAGGCAUCUUAGAGUGAAGAGAUGAAGGGUACAAUUUUGUCCUCAGGGGGCGCCAAACUCCAGCACCAUAUGACAGUUUACCACAGGAGCUUUAAAUUCUUCUUCUGUAACAUUUUGUUUUUUUUUCCACAGCUUCCGAAACUUCAGCGACCUCGAACCGGAGAAGUUUCAGAACAAAACCAACGGCAUCACCCCCCGACGCUGGCUGCUGCUCUGUAACCCCGGCCUGGCUGAGCUCAUCGCCGAGGUUUGUUUACACCGCCGCCUGAGAAACAAACACAGAAACGAGCGAGCGAGUGAGCGAGCGCCAGGAGGAGUUCUAAAACCUCUGAAUCCUCCGUAAACUCUCCCCCAGCUGUCAGGCUGUGACUCAGCUCUGGAACAGUUUAUCCCCUCCUCGCAGAAUUUUCCAAACGUUUACGAGGAAACAGUCUCGGUUUGUUUUGGACGCUUUUUAACGGACUUCUGUUUCUUUCAGUUCAUCGGGGAGGAUUAUGUGAAGGACCUGAGUCAGCUGCAGCAGCUUAAUGACUUUGUGGACGAUGCCGCCUUCAUCCGAGACGUGUCCAAAGUAAAACAGGUAAACAUUCACUCAGGAAGUCCACUGAAAUAUUCACUUUUACAACAUUAUGAGUCAUCGAAGGGAAAAUACAAGGUCCAUCUAAAAUAUUCAUGUGGUUUUAAUACAAGGAAAAACUCAUGGAGGUUUAUCAAAACUUACACCAAAGUAGAGAGUCUGAAAUUUUUAUUAAAUAGAUAACAGGAAGUCUCUUUUUUUUAUUUCCUGUUGGUCUAAACAGCUCAAGUCUGAGGAUGCUGCCAAUCGAGUUUUUUUUCUAAUAUCGUCAAAGUAAUUAUUACAGUUCUUAUACAUUCAUCAUUUCACAACGUUAUUAAUUUAUAAAAUAAAAGAAAUAUUGUUAUUGCUGCUUAGGACAAUAGAAAUAAAACAAUACUGUAAAAAAAUAUAAAAAAUGAUAAAUAAAAAUGGAAGGCAGUGAUGUUUUAUAGCUGCUAAAAUGUUAAAAUUUAAAGCUCCUGUGUUGUACUUAUAUUUGUGUCAUCUUUGGCGCCCCCUUGUGGACAAAACAGUCUCUAAUCAUCGUGUCCUGUACAUGCUUAUAAUACAUUUUAUCAUAAAAAAAAAGUUACUGUCAGACUGGUUUGUUCUCAAGUCCUGUUUUUUUCUGUACAGCUCUAUUUUUAAAAGUUAUUAGGGGGUUCAUGUUUUCUAUGAUUGACACCUGAUACAGCCUAUGGGCGUACAAAGAUUGUGUAGCUCACCAGAGCGACUCUCGGUGACUCUCCCGCUGAAUGCGUACAACGCUACUGCGCAACGUUGGUUUCAGGAAGUGGAGAAAAAUCGCAGAAAUACCGAGAGCUUUUUACCUUCACAGACAGAAGGUGGAACCAAGUUGUCCAUAGUAUAUACAGUCUCUGAGUGUGACCAACUGAACUCUUCCUUUAUGAUGUCACACAUUAGAUCAAUGAGACCAAAGACUUCCAUUCUAAAGUUCUUAUUGUGGUGAAAAUUCCGGAAUCCCCUUUGAUGUCCUUGAUGUUUUGAUCUCAUUGAAGAUCAGCUGUUCUGAAUUACACACACACAAACACACAAAUAGGUUGCAGGCAGUACUGUGUGUGGAGUGUGUACAAUGCUACUGUGCAAUGUUGGUUUCAGGAAAUUGAGAAAAAACCUGUAAUUACCAAGAGAUUUUCGGCUUCAAAUUCGUGUACUGGGGAAAAGCGUAAUCAAGUUGUACAUAGACGGGUUUCUGCGCAACAUUAUUUUGUUUACUAGCGGAGACGACAAUCGUCAAACAUUACGACCCUGCUCCUAAUAUUAGAAACAUCGGAAACAACGACACAACCUGGUAAAUUGAGUGAAAUUCAUGCAUAUUUCAGUGUUUUUCUGAUUUUGAUGCAAAGAAAGACAAAGUAAUUUUUCAGUGAAAUGAGAUUUUAUUGCAAUUGUAUCAGAGAGAACUAAAAAUUACAAAAUCAAACCAGUCCAUCAUGUUUCUGAUGGUUUUGUUUGUUUCUGUUUAUCAUAAAAAUGCUUCAGUAUGAACUUGAGACUUUACUGCGAAGGUUACACCAACAUGAUGUUGUUUGUUAUUUCUGCGUGUCUCUGCAGGACGAGAUUUUACGACCGCAUUUAUUUGUCAGGAAUCAGGACGUGUCGGGACAGGUCACCGCUGCGAGUCAGCGCCUUUCAUUCUCAUAUUUCUGAUUUCAGGACAACAAGGUGAAGUUCGCUCAGUACCUGGAGAAGGAGUACAGGGUGAAGAUCAACCCGGCCUCCAUGUUCGACGUCCACGUGAAGAGGAUCCACGAGUACAAGCGUCAGCUGCUCAACUGCCUGCACAUCAUCGUCAUGUAUAACCGUACGGGAAAUCACUCAACAUCACACACACACUGAGCGCCGGGAGGUUUGAGAGUCACAUGACAUGAUCUGGCGUGAAAAAGUCUCCACCCGAUCCGUGCCGACAGCAAGUCCAAACAAACCCUCAGAUCAGGAUCCGUCUGGAUCAGGGCGAUCAAGGGAGGGAAACACACGAAUCAGCAGUUCUGUUUUUAUGCAACAUGCAGAUAUAUUAUGCAACUGAGUCUUCAACCUUCAGAGGAAAAUUCACAGAGAUCAUGAAACUGUAAUUCAGAGUAAAAUACCUAAAGAGUCAGACAAGAGCGGGCAGAUCCUACAAAUGUGCAUCAGGCCAGUUUUUAGUAACACUUAGAGAAAAAUAUUCAGUAAAUGUUCAAAACAGUUUCUCAAAGAUCAUCCUAAACUUCCUCUUUGUUUGUGUCCGUUUCUGUUUCCACAGGGAUCAGGAAGAACCCCAAUGCUCCGUUCGUACCUCGAACCGUGAUCAUCGGAGGAAAGGUACAGAGAGAACAUCACAGACGGAGGUGUGUGUGUGUGUGUGAGGUUUGUGUUUCACGCUCUGUCGCCCCCUGCAGGCCGCUCCAGGGUACCACAUGGCCAAGAUGAUCGUGAAGCUGAUCACCUCGGUGGCUGACGUGGUGAAUAAUGAUCCUGUGGUGGGAAACAAGCUGAAGGUGAUCUUCUUGGAGAACUACAGGGUCUCCUUAGCAGAGAAAGGUACCGUCCAACACCUGCUGCUCAUGGUUCUGGAUCUUCUAUGAACACCCAGAACCAGAAUCACAGUGAAACCUCCUUCUUCUCCGCAGUGAUUCCUGCCACAGAUCUGUCCGAGCAGAUCUCCACCGCCGGCACCGAGGCCUCAGGGACAGGAAACAUGAAGUUCAUGCUGAAUGGAGCGCUGACCAUCGGCACCAUGGACGGAGCCAACGUGGAGAUGGCGGAGGAGGCCGGAGAGGAGAACCUGUUCAUCUUUGGCAUGAGGGUGGAGGACGUGGCUGAGAUGGACAAAACAGGGUAAAGGAGACCGUCUUCCUGAAUCAUAGAAGUGAAGAAAGUCACAGUCGGACCUGAGCUCUCUUUGAUCUGUUCCUUCAGGUAUGACGCCAUGGUCUACUACAAGAAGAUCCCAGAGCUCAAACAGGUGAUGGACCAGAUCACCAGCGGGUUCUUCAGCCCUAAAAACCCUCAGCUCUUCAAAGACCUCACUGAAAUGCUCUUCAAACACGACCGGUGAGAAACACGCGGAUACGUCCUUUAAUUUCAGUCCCUGAAGAUUUAAGAAGUGAGAAAAUUUAACCAUGAAUUUAUGAGUUUAUGUCUAAAUCAGAAAUAUUGUUUCCUCAUCCUCUGUCCAACUGUGCAGAUAGGCUGUUAAACAGCGCCCUCCUCUGGACAAACUUUGUAACAUAAUUUCUGAAUGACCCCUGAGUUUUGUUUACAGGUCCAAGUUUUUCAUCAGUUUUAAAUCUUCUGAUUAAUUCAGAUUUUUGACUCUUUCAGGUGUAAAUUAAAUUAAAAAUAAUAUUAUGCAGUUGCAAAAUGCAGUUUGCAUCCAUCCAGCUUAACAAGUAUAAAUAUAUUUACAAAUGUACACAGUAUGAAAGAAUAUAUACAUGAGUCUGUCAGGGAAUAAAAGUGCAUACAGGCUUUAGUAGUGCACAGGCUAUAAACAGACUAUAAAUAUGAUUAUAUGACAGAUAAAUUAUACAGUCGUGAAAAUGAGGUUUGAAAGGUUUUAAGUUGGUUUACGGAUAUAAAGUGCAGGUAGUUAUAGAUAAUUAAAGCAGUGGUUCUCAACUGGUGGGUCCUGACCCAAAAGUGGGUCGCAAACGGCUGGUCAAAAAAGUCAAUAUUAAAUGCGCAUUUGAUGUUUGACAUGUCUUUUAUUUUGAAAAAUAUCUGAUUUUGAAAGUUCCUUUUAAUGUGGCCUGAAUGCAGUAAAAUUACAUGUUUUGUAAUUCUAUUUAUUUUGUGCAAUUUGAUGUUUAUUCACUUUUUUUUUAUUAUAAAAAAAAUUAUUUGCUGGUUUGGAUUUUAUAAAAGUGGGUCACAACUUCAGGACCAUGGGAAAAUGUGGGUCCCAGAGUGAGACCAGUUGAGAACCACUGUCUUAAACUGUUUUGCUUUUUAAAGCCCUCGUUGUCUAACUUUGAUUUAUCGUCUCGUCUCUCUCCUCAGUUUCAAAGUGUUUGCAGACUUUGAAGACUACGUGAAAUGCCAGGAGAAAGUCAGCAAGCUGUACCAGGUAAAUAAAACCCUUUCUGUUAAACCAGAUCAGACAGGUUUACUUUUUUAAUCCGACUCCAUUUUCAUCAAGCAAAGUCAGGCUUUAUUACGACAUUUUGUAGUUUAUUCUGGGGAACCUAAAACAAUCUGAUUGAUCAAAAUCUAACCACUGAAGUUUCAUCUUUGAGGAAAUGUGUGACGACCUUAAAAAUAAACCUGAUUAAGUGGAUUUAAAGAAGCAGUGACCCACAGAGUAACACAGUAAAAAAUCUAAAAAAUCAGAAUAAUCAAACUGUCGUGUGUCUGAAUCAGAAUCCAAAGGAGUGGACCAAGAUGGUGAUCAGAAACAUCGCCGCCACCGGGAAGUUCUCCAGCGACAGAACCAUCACAGAGUACGCCACCGAGGUGUGGGGGGUGGAGCCCACCGACCUGAAGAUCCCGCCCCCCAACGAACCCAGAGAGGCCAUCGAGGAGACGGCCCGGGCUCUGAAGAAAGUGUGAGGCUGAACCACAUCCAGGGUGGAGGGGAGAGGGGGUGACUUCCUGUUUACACAUCAUUCACUGUUUAACCUUCGAGUAACACGCCGCGAGAACUUUACCGAGAACUUCAGAUCAGCUGUUUUUUAUUAUUAUCUAUUUUAGAUUUACAAACACCAGAGUCAGAGUUAGAGAGAGUCUGUUACAGACGUCAACACACGCAGGAAAGAGUGGAUUUGAUUUGUAACUCGGAUCAGUUUAAGUCUCAGAAACUCUGACCUCUAAAAUCACAGAGACUCAAAGUGUUUUACGACCGUCGAACCCGGUGUAUCUUUGUCAAACCAGUUUCAUGUGUGAUCUCCAGUAGCUGUUGAAAUAAAAGCUCAUUGUGUUACAUGGUUCGUAUCAUCUGUUUAAUGUUAAAAUUAAAGUUAAUCAUAAUGAUUUAAAAGCUCAAAACUAACUAAUGUUGACCUUUUUUCCAAAGUGGUAAACUUCUUGUUGUAAACUGGACAUGUUGACCUAAUUUAAUACCUCCAUUGGCUGAAUUUUUUACCACUGAUAGGGGGCGCUAUCGAGCCACAUUUACCCACUGAUAUUUAAAUCCCAUAUAAUUUAAAUCUUUUGUCAUGUGCCAAGUUUGGUGAGUUUUUGAGCAUUUUAAGACACUGUAAAAAAGUGAUAAAUAAAGAGAAACCGUUUAUAUUUAAAAAGGGCCGAACAACAACCUGAAGAAGUACGCUUUUAAAAAAAAAAGAUGAACAUGAAAUUAAAAACUUAGGAAUAAAAAGUGAAAGUUUAUUCAGCAAGAGUCUGAAGAUUUCUUUAAAUGUUCUUUUAUUAGAUUUCUCAUGUAAAAACCGGAGCGAACACAAACACCUUCACAGAUAUUUGAGGAGAAAAAUAAGUAAGAGCGACCACAGCGAGAGUACCUCUUAAAACUAGAAUAUCCAGAGAAAGUGAAUUAUGUCUUAAAUAUUUAAAUAAAACACUGAAAAGGUCAAAAUUAAAACACUGAAGUUAUAAAAUGAGUCCAGAGUUAGUUUAAAGCUCCUGUGAAGAGUUUAUGAAACAGAGUGAAAUUAACAAAAAUGUCUUUUUUAAAAUCUGUUAAAACAAAAACAGGGUUAGGGUCAGACAUGAUGAUUUAAACCCUCUUCAUUUCCCACUGCAGAAAUACAAAUAAAGUUAAAAUAUUUGACUGUCAUCGGAAACGAGGAUGAGAUUCCUUCGUCUGAUUGGACGAGAAGCAGAGAUAAAAAAGCUAAAAUUCCUCUCAGGAGCUUUAAGGUAGAGUGUGUAGAAAUGUGAAUAUUUAGAGAUAUCAAGUAUAUCAAGUGUGAGGACAAAAAGCUCCUCAGUAUCGUCCUCUAGUUCUCAAGUUUUGACCAUCAAAAAUAUCUGUACAGAUUCUCUUGUGUGAAAUAACGCCCACUGCUUCGUCUUCUUUGUUAUGGUCCAUUUCACACAGACACUCUAUACAAAAAUACGACACCAUAGCAGAAACAUGUUAGUGAAAGAUGGCAGCCUCUAUGGAAGAUGAGCUGCUCCUGUGUAGUCAUAAAAGUCUCAAAAGUUAAAGGGAUAUACUGUCGUAAAAUUAAAUUAUGGUCAAACACCGUAACACCGAGUUAGACCCCACCUCCAGAGAUGAA
This is a messenger RNA of Xyrichtys novacula (pearly razorfish), 14402 nucleotides long. The record is from the annotation of a GenBank genome assembly. Lineage: Eukaryota; Metazoa; Chordata; Actinopteri; Labriformes; Labridae.